This is a messenger RNA of Aspergillus caelatus, 1127 nucleotides long. RefSeq lists its product as uncharacterized. The coding region runs from base 194 to 640 and encodes 148 amino acids. The record is from RefSeq and is a predicted model, not a curated record. Lineage: Eukaryota; Fungi; Ascomycota; Eurotiomycetes; Eurotiales; Aspergillaceae. The transcript has a single exon.
CUCCUCCCCACCCCACGACGACAUCCCAACCCACACGAAAACAACCACCACAUCCCAUCCCGAACCCUCCGAGCUCCCCUCCCUGCGCCGCCAACACGUAACAGCCGGCUAUCGCGAUGGUGUCUCCGCCUCGAAAACCGAACACGUCCAAUCCGGCUUCGACGCGGGCUUCCCCGUCGGCGCCCAACUAGGUAUGCGAGCGGGGACAAUCCUAGGUAUUCUCGAGGGUGUGAUCCGCGGGUACGAAUCUCGGGCCUCGUCGGCAGUUAUCAAGAAGCCCGGUGCUAUGCGCGGUGCUAGUGGUGGUGGCGCUGGCGCCUCAUCAUCAUCUUCAACGGAGAACGAGGAGGCGGUAAAGAGCAGGAUGGAGAAGAGAGAGAAGGCUCUCAAGCUCUACCAGGCUGCUAUCAAGGAAUUGGAUGUGAGGGCAGUCUUCGCCGGCUUAGAUGGUACAUCCGAGGAAUUGAAACCGGAGGAGCGACUCCGGGGACUUGGAAAUAAGGCUAUUUCUACCUGGGAGGAGAAAGUGAAAGUCGCGCAUUGGGAGGAGAUCAUGGACACGCUUGAGAUGAAAGACACCACCACAACAACCGCAACUACGAGACCACAAGAGAAGGAGCAGGAACAGGAACAAAGCUGAGCCCGAUGCACGGAAUCACCAGACUUACAGAACUUACAGUUACCUCAUACUCUCUCUCUCCUUCUACCCAGAAUCCCUAUUUCUUGGCAGGUUUGUCUCACCUGCCGAGUACUUUUCUGGCCCUCCUCCCCUUGCUGGUGGAAAGGGGAAUUUUUUUUUUUUUGAAUUCACUUCCCCCUGGCCCGGUCCGCGGAUGGGUUCGCUCCCCGUUUCGUGCUGCUGCAGGGGUCUUUUGUUCCUGCGUUCUGCGCGUGCCGGACGUCGGUUUCACGGCCUUGCGGCUUGCUUAGGGUGGAGAGAUGAAGCUGAAGCUGCUGCAAGGAUUCGGGAUUUCCGCUGCGGAUACUGGGCCGGGUUCCUGAAUAAUUACUUGGUUUAGGUGCAUCUGCAUCAUCCCAUUGUGGGUGUAGUGCACUGGUGAUCGUGGUGGUUUGAUUGAGUGAUGGAUGAUGCUUGGGGGUGGUUUGUGUCGGUUAGGGGAUUGUCG